Dioscorea cayenensis subsp. rotundata (Guinea yam) is the source of this 1507-nucleotide messenger RNA. RefSeq names its product SAGA-associated factor 29 homolog A. Lineage: Eukaryota; Viridiplantae; Streptophyta; Magnoliopsida; Dioscoreales; Dioscoreaceae. The coding region runs from base 408 to 1217 and encodes 269 amino acids. Gene Ontology annotation, cellular component: SAGA complex. The record is from RefSeq and is a predicted model, not a curated record. The transcript has 10 exons.
UUUCCUCGUUUUCCAAGUCUUCCCGAACUUCUUCAACGGUGACGGUUCCCCUUUUCCUCUCCGCCGCUCAUCGGAAACCUAUCCAUCUCGCCGGAAAACCUUAUUCCGGCACCGACAGUUCCAGUCUCCAAUCCAUCGCGGUUUCUUGACAAGAAGGGUUUCCGAUCAUUUGUCCAGGCGUUGAUUCUUGCCGUACAAGAGACGGUUUGGAUCCUGGGUCGGUUUCUUGGUUUUAGGGUAAUGUGAUUGCAGCUUUGGGGGAAGGUGCUGGGGAUCAUGUGGAUAUUUUGAUUUGGUCGAUGAUUGAAGGAUCACUUAUCCGGGAUCGGCAUGAGAUGGCUGCACAGUCUUCUAGCACACACAGUGCAACGUAGAUAGCUGCCCCAUAGUAUUUGUACUUGGGGGAUAUGAUGUCAGGCGGGAUCGAGACGGGCCUUCUCUUUGAGAAGGCCAAGGAAUUGGACCAGCUCAGGAAGGAUCAGGAGGAGGUCCUCCAAGACAUCAACAAGAUCCACAAGAAGCUCCAGUCAUUAACUCCUGAGCUAAUUGAGAAAUCAGGGGAUAACAUGUUAUUUCGCCUUCGAAAUCUAUAUAGUCAGGCAAAAGAUCUUUCAGAAACUGAAGUGAGUGUAUCAACUGCGUUGUUGAGCUAUUUGGAUGCUUUACAACAAUCUGGACUUUCAGCUGCACAACGGAAAAAGAUAGAAGUUAGUGAGCAGAAGAAGAAGAGGUUGAAGCCUGAUCCUGAGAUUCCUAGAUUCACUCCCAAUAGAUUACUUGAUCAUGCUAAUUUAAAAGGAGAACAGGUAGCAGGUAGGGUCAACCCAGAUGAAGCUGACAAGGAUGAGUGGUUUGUUGUGAAAGUAAUCCAUUUUGACAAGGAUGCUAAAGAGUUUGAAGUGCUGGAUGAAGAACCUGGUGAUGAUGAAGAAAGCGUUCAAAAUAGAAAGUACAAGCUUCCUUUGUCACGAGUUAUCCCUUUCCCAAAGAAAAAUGAUCCUUCUAGCGCUCAAGACUUCCCCCCUGGAAAACAUGUUUUGGCUGUGUAUCCUGGAACCACAGCUUUAUAUAAAGCAACUGUUGUGAAUUCUCACCGUAAGAGGAAAUCUGAUGACUAUUUGCUUGAAUUUGAUGAUGACGAAGAAGAUGGAUCGUUGCCACAGAGAACGGUUCCAUUUUACAAGGUCGUCGCUCUCCCUGUAGGCCAUCGUCAGUAAAAUUAGCAUAUAGCUAUUUCGCCGACCUCAUAUGUCGAUGUUGGAUAAUGAAAUCUCACAUCACAGUGCAGAAUGAUUCGCAUUAUGUACAAUCUUGUUGUAGUAGUUUCUGUUGUAAGCGUUGUAUCAUAACUGAAUGUCAUCAUCUAGUUUUCUUCGAUAGGGCGUUUAUUCUAUGAUGGCCUACUAGCUUUCUUAACAUCAUCGUCGUCAUCGUCUUUAUUAUGCAUAACUAGAACUAUUGAACUUAAUACUAAUUAUCUAAAUUGUGGGUGUUAUUCUUGACUUCU